This is a messenger RNA of Vigna umbellata (rice bean), 932 nucleotides long. RefSeq names its product FAS1 domain-containing protein SELMODRAFT_448915-like. Lineage: Eukaryota; Viridiplantae; Streptophyta; Magnoliopsida; Fabales; Fabaceae. The record is from RefSeq and is a predicted model, not a curated record.
GUAGUAGCCUAACUUUGUGAUGAGAAAGUGGUUCCUCAUGUACGACCUACUCUCCAUUACGUUUCUGUUAAAGAAUAUUGUGAUGAGAUCUUCAUGCCUUUUAGCCUGCAGCUGCAAACACCAUCAACACUUUCUCACUCUCUUCUUAUUUAUUCACACACUCCAUAACUUUUCCAACACCCUCUUCUUUUCUUUUCUUCUAUUCUCUUCUCUUCUCUUCCCCAAUGGCCCUCAUAAGCUCUUGUUUCUUUAUCAUUCUUUUCCUUCUUGGUUUUGCAGAAUCACAGCCUCUCACACACCCCUUUAACCACACUGACUUACAAUCAGCAAUACGUGACAUGCGAGCAAAAUCUUACUACGGAUUCGCAAUGCUUUUGCAGAUGCUCACUGGAACAACAGCACAACCAAAUGGGGAAUUCACUUUCUUGAUGCCGGACGAUAAACAAUUAUCUUCUUCAUCUAUUUCUGCUGAUCAAGUGGGAGAUUUCUUGCUAAAACAUGCCAUACCAAUGCCUCUAUACUUCAGUGACUUAUCUCAUUUCCCAACUGGUACCCUUAUUCCCUCGGGGAAUACCUCCAAAAUGAUUAGGAUCCAUAACCGUGGCAAAGGAGAUUUCUUUCUUAAUAAUGCAAAAAUUGUUUCGGCCAAUGUUUGCUUGAAAUCUGUGAUCAAAUGCCAUGGAGUUGAUGCAAUAAUUGACUAUUAUAAUUGAAAAUACAUUACGUAAUUAAUGAAGACGUAUUUUAGCACCCUUCAGGUGCAAACAACCUUGGAUAUCAGAACGGAUUUCGUUUGUCCUCAUACAUGCUCCAAACUCUAUCCGACAGAAAUAAAACCAUCACUACGUUUCAAGUUGUUUGUUUUCACUUAUCUAGACAUUUUCUGCAUUCAUUUUAAUCACAAAACAUGUCACAUUGUUUCAAUCUAUUAA